AGCACACAGGAUGUCAGAGGUCUACCAUGGCACUAAGGGAUUGGUCGAUCCAGUAAAUCUGCUGACUAAAUCCCUCACGUUGUGAUUCAGACUGAGGGGUCAUGUUGUCACAGUGCAUUCCGUCGUGCACGUAUGUCUCCAGAAGCUACCUGGCACACGACAACAGCGAGGAAUUUUGAGUUAAAUCAAAGUGUGUGUGUUUUUUUUAACGUUAUCUUAAUUAAGACACUCGGAAUCCACGGUUCGCGUCCUUCGGUGAAAAAAAAAUAAUGGACCCAAUUCUGACAACAACGUAGGUAGCCGUGGAUGGGAUGUGAGAAGGAGUAAUGCCUUUAGUCAGGAGAACCAUUGAACCUCGGCACCUGUGCCAAGCUGCAGUGCCCGACAGGAUUGAUAGUGAGCUGGAAUGUGUGAACAACAACACCUUGUCAGCCAUCAUCCGUCAGCUCAGUAGUCUAAGUAAACAUGCAGAAAAUGUAUUUGGCGAUCUCUUCAAUGAAGCCAACAUAUUUUAUGUGCGCGCAAACUCACUCCAAGACCGCAUUGACCGCUUGGCCAUCAAGGUCACCCAGCUGGACUCCAGUGUGGAAGAAGUCUCUCUUCAGGCCAUAAACCUCAGGAAGGCGUUCAAAAGCUCGACUAUUCAGGACCAGCAGGUGUUGUCUAAAGGUAGCACGCCGACCUCGGUCACUGAUAUGUACGACAGCAGCGACCAGCCACCUCCUCUUCAAGACCUCACUGCUUUUCGAGAGGACGGCAGUGACGCCAUGAGGUUCUACUCUGACCCGUCCUACUUUUUUGACCUCUGGAAGGAGAAAAUGCUGCAGGACACAGAGGAGAAGAGGAAAGAAAGGAGGAGGCAGAGGGAGCAGAAGCGAUGCGUGGAAAACAGCACCCUCCAGCGCCAGGUGAAGAAGGUGAGGAAGGCUCGAAACCGCAGACAAGAAUGGAACAUGAUGGCUUUCGACAAAGAGCUCCGACCGGAUCACCGUCACCCCCAAACUCUGCGGCGAGGAGCGUCUUCCGAGGGUUCGCUCUCCCCAGAGGGCAGGCCUGACCUUCCGGACUAUCCUACCCCGCCCGCGCCAGCCCACAGUGCUUCUAACUUUAUCAAGUCGCAUGGGAACGUGCAGCCUUCCCCGCCACCAGCAGAGCACGAAUACCACAGCAUUGACGUCAACUAUAAGAUAACAACGGUCGAAGCUCCGGCCGCAGAGAAGAUGAAUAGGUCAAUACGUCCGCCUGCAGAUUACAACUGUGCCCACCUUCCACCUGCCCAAGGCCCACCCAUCCCGUCAGCCCAGACAGCCUUUGGUUUCACCCCCCCAGCAGCUCAUAAUGGAGACACAACACAUGUUGGUCCAAGUUACCCACUUCCACCGGUCCCUCCUCCAGGCCCUUGCGUGGCUCCUCCACCAGGUCCCCCACCGCCACCUCUCCCUCCCCCAGCUGUCCCAUCACACCUUUCUGGACUGAGUGGAAGCAUCAUAGCUGAAAUGAAACCAGUGAGAGAUGUGAGGAGCGAUCUGUUGUCUGCAAUCCGAAUGGGCAUCCAGCUGAGAAAAGUGCAAGAGCAGCAAGAGCUGCAGAGCAAGCGCGACCCAGUCGGGAAUGACGUGGCCACCAUCCUGUCGCGGCGCAUUGCGGUGGAGUACACUGACUCCGAUGAUGACUCGGAGCUGGACGACAACGAAUGGUCCGACUGACCAGAAUGUGGUUUCAUUUCACAUUCUGUGCGACCAAAGACUAUUAGGAGGGUAUUUAUUAAUGAUAAUAUGAUAUCAUGACUCAUGUUCUCACCUCUUUGGAUAAAAACAGCAAUGAAAACAUGACCUCACUGGCAGAAAUAACAACGAUGAACUUAAUUUUAAAAAAAUAACCAGUCUCCUGGCACACAUCCUGAAUUCAGGCCAACCUUUUCAGUCCAUGCAUAGGAUCUUACCCAUGAACCCCCACCCCAUUCUUUUGAUCUUUCAUGGCAUGUAUGGUUUUUGAUCACAACCUUUAGUGAACCACUGUUAAAGGUAACACUGACACUCAAAUAAAACCCACAUACUUCUUGGGACAUGUCUGCAGGGAAGUUCAUGAAAAUUCAUGAAUGGGUACAGCUAUAAUUAUACUUUUUAAUCAGUUUUUUUUUAAUAUAAUGUAUUAUUUUAAUGUCUAAUUUAUGUCUAUAUUUAUUAUGCAUUAUUGUAUUAUUUUAAAAAUUCACCAUCAGUCUCCCUAUCUUGUACCUACAUCUAUGUAUCUUUUAUCCCUUUCAUUUUUAUUGUAUAUCUUGUUCCCCAUUCCUUAUUAUUACGUCACAGUAAAGAACAAAGUUCUGUGUUGCAGCACUGGUUGGAAUUAUCAUCACUUAAUAAGAUCAAUAAAGCAAUAUGCUUGAGAUA
Hippocampus comes (tiger tail seahorse) is the source of this 2393-nucleotide messenger RNA. RefSeq names its product wiskott-Aldrich syndrome protein family member 3-like. Bases 327 to 1706 code for a protein of 459 amino acids. The record is from RefSeq and is a predicted model, not a curated record. Gene Ontology annotation, molecular function: actin binding; Arp2/3 complex binding; protein kinase A regulatory subunit binding. Gene Ontology annotation, cellular component: cytoskeleton; SCAR complex. NCBI's taxonomy places the organism in Eukaryota, Metazoa, Chordata, Actinopteri, Syngnathiformes, Syngnathidae. Gene Ontology annotation, biological process: positive regulation of Arp2/3 complex-mediated actin nucleation; actin cytoskeleton organization. The transcript has 9 exons.